UGAAUACUUUGCUCCACUCAGUAUAAAUUAAUGGAAGCACACACAGAGAGAGGGCAGGAUGGAAGAGAGGAAGGGGAGAGUGUGUGUGACGGGUGGAAGCGGCUAUGUGGCGUCGUGGCUUAUAAAGAGGCUUCUUCAACAUGGCUAUUCCGUCAACGCUACUGUCAGGCCCCAACCUUCUGGCUUGAAGAAAGAGCUUAGCUUCCUAGAAAACCUAGAUGGUGCACGCGACAGACUCCACAUCUUCAACGCGGAUUUUGAAAAUCCAGAUAGUUUUGGAGCUGCAAUUGAAGGAUGCGUAGGAGUUUUCCAUGUUGCUCACCCCAUAGACUUCCAUAGUAGUGAAACCGUAGAAUCGAUCAGCCAAAAAUGCGUAGAGGCGACUUUAGGAAUUCUGAGAGCUUGCGUGAAGUCGAAGACGGUGAAACGAGUGGUGUACACAUCCAGCCUGUCGACAGUAGCGGUGAAGGAGAAGCUCCCAGAUGUGUUGGACGAGGAUGAGUGGAGCGAUAUCGAUUUCGCCAGAAAUUUGAACACCACUGGAGCUUCUUACUUUGUUUCAAAGACAGCCACUGAGAGGGCUGCUCUUGAAUUCGGCGGUGUAGAGGUAGUGAGUGUGAUCCCGAGUUGGAUCCAUGGGCCCUUCGUGUGCCCCAACUUGCCCGGAUCAGUUUGGUCUUCUCUGGCUCUGUUCCUUGGUAACGAGAAGCAGAUCAAAUAUGGCAGGAUCACUCCCAUGGUGCACACAGACGACGUAGCCAUGGCGCAUAUACACCUCUUUGAGCAUCCUCAAGCUCAGGGAAGGUACCUUUGCUCCGCUGUUGAAGUUAAAUAUGAGUAUUUGUGCGAGUUUCUUCGCACCAGGUAUCCCCACUUUCAAAUGCUCAGCCCGGAAGGUUUAUGUGAUCCUGCAAUUCCAUUCACCAGCAUUUCAUCCAAGAAAUUGUUGGAAACUGGCUUCACCUAUAAAUACGGCCUCGAGGAAAUGUUCGAUGACGCCAUUGAAUGUUGCAAGCGAAAGGGCUUUCUGUGAUUCAGCAUCCUGUGCUAGUUUGAUUAAUGGACUACUCAUUUUCCGAUAUUAUCAAUAAAUGGCAGGUUUUUGGAUCGCAUAACUUAAAUUCCUAGCUUUGUGAAAUGGUUGGUGUAUGAGAAUAAAGAAAUCUCUUGUUUGAAAA
Salvia miltiorrhiza (redroot sage) is the source of this 1178-nucleotide messenger RNA. Its product is annotated as vestitone reductase-like. Bases 59 to 1033 code for a protein of 324 amino acids. The record is from RefSeq and is a predicted model, not a curated record. The transcript is spliced from 3 exons. Gene Ontology annotation, molecular function: oxidoreductase activity, acting on the CH-OH group of donors, NAD or NADP as acceptor. Lineage: Eukaryota; Viridiplantae; Streptophyta; Magnoliopsida; Lamiales; Lamiaceae.